GAGAAGGAGGGGGGGCGAGCUGAGCUGGAGGUUUGUUCAGCCAUGUUAGUUUUCUGUGCUGUUCGCGAACGAUGAGAGAGAGGAGCCAUGGCCUUGUCAUUGAGCGGAGACGAUGAGGAAUAUGAUUCAGAGUCUGAACAGCAGCGGUCAGCCAACCGGCAACCAAAGCCUAAGAUGGCAGCAGCGGCGGCGGCGGCUGUUAAGCUGCCGUCCAACCGCAGCUCAUCUGGAGCCAGGCGGCGGAGAACACGAUGCAGAAAGUGUGAAGCAUGCCUUCGGACAGAGUGCGGAGAGUGUCACUUCUGCAAGGAUAUGAAAAAGUUUGGAGGUCCAGGGCGCAUGAAACAGUCCUGCAUAAUGAGGCAGUGCAUAGCACCGGUUUUGCCCCACACAGCAGUGUGUGUAGUGUGUAAAGAGGCGGGGAAAGAGGACACUUUGGAGGAAGAGGAGGACAAAUUCAACUUCAUGCUUAUGGAAUGCUCAAUCUGCAAUGAGAUUGUUCAUCCAAACUGUCUGAAGGUAAAUGAUGCAACAGGAGUGGUGAACGACGAGCUCCCAAACUGCUGGGAAUGUCCCAAAUGCAACCACGCUGGGAAAAGUGGAAAAGCAUUGAAGCAAAAAAGGGGUCCAGGAUUCAAGUACGCCUCCAACCUCCCCGGCUCUUUACUGAGGGAGCAGAAGCCUGUGAAGGAGGAGGGAGAUGUUUCUUCUUCAAACAAGAGGAGGCCUGAUAGAGAGGAAACGCCCAGAUACAGACCUGAUGAGGCUAUUCAUAGACAGCCACCACUACUCUCUCCCAGUACCCUGCCCCGGCCCAGACCUGAGGACAAACUGAGAAAGAAGAGGAAACUGUUUGAGGAUGAUGAAGAGGAUGUCAAUGUGAAGAAGAAGGAAAAGUCAGACGAUCCUUAUUUUUCUAAACUCCUGCACCAGAUUAAGACAGAAGAAGACGACGAAGACGAGGAAGAAGAAGAAGGAAGAGAGCCUCACUACCGGAGCGUGGAGAGGAAGGGACGUUUAGGAGACGCUGAAGAGGAAGCAGAGGACAAGGACUUCAAGAGUGAACUUCUGAAUCCUUUCAGUAAAACCCCUGUUGCAGACAGUGACCAGUCUCACUGCAGCUCUCCACAGGCUGGCCCCAGCAGCGAAGGUGGAAGCGAGACCCAGGAAAGAGGUCCACGUCCAAAAGCUCGCCGUAAGCGCCGAUUACCUAACAGGGAGCUGAGCCGGGAGCUGAGUAAAGCACUGAACCAGGAAAUCCAAAAGACAGAGGACUGUUUGGCAAAUGAAAACCGCCAGCCCCUCAAAGUAGAGCCAGAGACUGAAAACGAGGAACCCAAGAGAUUGUUUCGUAAUGGCAGCGAAAUGGGGGAUCAGAGGUCCCAUCUCAAGACCAAAGAGAUGAAUGGCACCCCCUGGGAGCUGCGCCACUUCUAUCCGAGUCAGAUCACCCCACUUGGCUUCAACAGGAGCACCCCAACCAAUAGGCCGGUGCCACCACGAUCUCCACCCAAGUGCAUCCAAAUGGAGAGGCAUGUUAUUCGGCCCCCACCAAUAAGCCCGCCACCCGACAGAUUACCUCUAAAAGAUGGGAAAACUCACACCAUCCAACGUGAGGUUUGGAUGAAGAUCUUUCGCUAUCUCUCACACCAGGAGCUGUGUAUCUGCAUGAGAGUGUGCAAGACAUGGAACAGAUGGUGCUGUGAUAAGAGGCUCUGGACUAAGAUUGAUCUGAACCGCUGUACUUCCAUCACUCCACUCAUGCUAAGUGGGAUUAUCCGCAGACAGCCAGUUUCACUGGAUCUCAGCUGGACCAACAUUUCCAAGAAACAACUAAGCUGGCUAAUAAACAGAUUACCAGGUCUGCGAGUGUUGAAGUUAUCAGGGUGUUCGUGGGCUGCUGUGUCCGCCCUCUGCACCUCCAGUUGCCCUCUGUUACGCACCCUGGAUGUCCAAUGGGUGGAGGGACUCAAGGAUGCACAAAUGAGGGACCUCCUCUCACCUCCCACAGACAACAGACCAGGCCAGCUGGAUAACCGCUGCAAGCUGCGAAAUGUGGAAGACCUGCGAUUAGCCGGGUUGGACAUCACUGACACAUCGCUCCGUCUCAUCAGUCGGCAGAUGCCUUUGUUGUCCAGGCUGGACUUGAGCUACUGCAACCACAUCAAUGACCAAUCUGUCAACCUCCUGACAGCAGCAGGGACUACAACCCGGGACUCCCUCACAGAAAUCAACCUGUCAGUUUGCAACCGUGUCACAGACCACUCGCUCAACUUUUUCAAGCGCUGCGGGAGCAUCUGUCAGAUCGACCUUCGCUUCUGCAAACAGGUGACCAAGACGGCGUGCGAAAGGUUUAUCGCAGAGAUGUCCGUGAGCGUCCCAUUCAGACUCAAAGAGGAAAAACUGCUACAGAAGACGAGCUAGGACAAAGUGAACUGAGGGACUGUCUUUGCACUUAAUGGAACAAUUUUUUUUUUCCCUUUGUAAACCAACCCUGUGAUAAGUCUCUGUAUCAAUAUCACAAUAAAUAGAACAGAGAUUUCAGGAUAAUGUGAUCAAAAAUCUGAAAUGGACUCUAAUGUAAAAAAGUGUUGAGGAAAUAGCAUGCAUGUAUUUGUGUUGAGAUUGUACUUUUAUAAAGAUGUGCUUGUAACUGACUGUUGGGUUGUUUAUUUUUAAUCUUUAAAUAUUUGAAAACAAUAUUUUUAUACAGGCAUCAUUUCAUGAGUUUACAGUGUUUCUCACAUCAGCUCAGGAGCUAAAUAUCACAGACUAUUCAGCAUGUGAAGUGAAUAUUGUUCCCGUUUUUCCUUUGCCUCAACACUACAGUGUCUCUCCUAUGUGCCAUAAUCUGUAUUCAACAUAAAUGUUAACUUCAGUAUCAGAUAAAAAAAAAUAUAACAUGUACAGGAAAAAUGUCAGACUAAAUUAUCAUAAUUCUUUUCUAAAUAGGUAGAAUGUAUUUCAACAAAGAUGACGCAGUAAACUAAAGUCAUAUGCCAUGUUACACCCUCAUUGUCAGAAAAACAAAACACAUUUAUGAACUGUUGCUGGACAGGGUUUCCUUCAACGUUAAUUUAUUGUUUUUUUUAUAUAUAUAUAUAUAUAUAACAGUUUGUAUUUAUUCUGUAACUUGAUAUAGAUGUCUUACUGAGCUGGGUUAAGUAAUGCUCGCAAAUAAUUUAUCAGGGUUGUUUGAGGCUAUUGCAGCACCCAGUUACUGGGGUUUAACACCCAACAGCCAGUAUGUGGGACUGACAACUUUCCUGACACUGACUUCACACAGCUGGCUCUCCAGUACAGGAUUAAAUAAGCAACUAAUGAAGACCUUUGCAAAUAAAUCAUUUGCAUAUGUUUGAACAUAAACUCUGUACAGUAGGUGUUGUGUACUUGGGGAUGUGCUGUGCUGUAACUGAUCUGCUAUCACCUCAGGUGAAUGUGACGUUUAUAUUUGUAAAUCCAAAACUAAGUGCUAAAAUGCAUUAAAAGACUUUCAUUUGUAUCAA
Messenger RNA from Sphaeramia orbicularis (orbiculate cardinalfish), 3506 nucleotides. It is a transcript of the gene kdm2ba, whose product is annotated as lysine (K)-specific demethylase 2Ba. The record is from RefSeq and is a predicted model, not a curated record. NCBI's taxonomy places the organism in Eukaryota, Metazoa, Chordata, Actinopteri, Kurtiformes, Apogonidae. The coding region runs from base 88 to 2424 and encodes 778 amino acids. The transcript is spliced from 10 exons. Gene Ontology annotation, molecular function: protein binding; DNA binding; zinc ion binding.